This is a messenger RNA of Hypomesus transpacificus, 2265 nucleotides long. RefSeq names its product vacuolar protein sorting 26 homolog B, like (gene vps26bl). Lineage: Eukaryota; Metazoa; Chordata; Actinopteri; Osmeriformes; Osmeridae. The coding region runs from base 176 to 1168 and encodes 330 amino acids. Gene Ontology annotation, cellular component: retromer complex; endosome. Gene Ontology annotation, biological process: retrograde transport, endosome to Golgi; intracellular protein transport. The transcript has 6 exons. The record is from RefSeq and is a predicted model, not a curated record.
GAAGCUAGGCGGAAGUAUAUUGGACAUGAUGCACUGUUUGCAGCGAACAUUUUCAAAUUCACCUUUUGGAUGUGCAUAUGAUAGAACAAUAACUGGAUAACGCUGUUUAUUGUUACAGUAAUUAACACAUAUCUAGAAACAAUUCUGCUAUAUGUAGAAAAGAAAAUCAUCAGUUAUGAGUUUCUUUGGUUUCGGCCAAAGUGCUGAAAUCGACAUUGUACUGAAUGAUGCGGAAACAAGAAAGAAAGUGGAACACAAAACCGAGGAUGGGAAGACGGAUAAAUAUUUUCUUUUCUAUGAUGGAGAGACGGUGGCUGGAAAGGUCAACAUUACUCUCAAAAACCCCGGGAAGAAGCUCGAACACCAUGGCAUCAAGAUCGAAUUUAUCGGACAGAUUGAACUGUACUAUGACAGAGGGAACCACCAUGAGUUUGUGUCUGUAGUGAAGGACUUGGCCCGCACAGGGGAACUCACCCAAUCCCAGACCUUUGACUUUGACUUCACGCAUGUAGAAAAGCCUUAUGAGUCGUACACUGGCCAGAAUGUCAAAUUACGCUAUUUUUUGAAGGCAACGUUAAGCCGAAGACUGAAUGACACCAGUAAAGAACUGGAUGUUGUUGUGCACACGCUCAGUACCUACCCAGAACUGAACUCCUCAAUCAAGAUGGAAGUUGGAAUCGAAGACUGUUUACACAUUGAGUUUGAGUACAACAAAUCAAAAUACCACGUUAAAGAUGUGAUUGUGGGAAAGAUCUUCUUCCUGUUGGUGCGGAUCAAGAUCCGACACAUGGAAAUAGACAUCAUCCGGCGUGAAACGACAGGAGCGGGCGCGGCCGUGUACCACGAGAACGACACCAUCGCCAAGUACGAGAUCAUGGACGGAGCUCCGGUGAGAGGAGAGUCGAUUCCCAUCAGGCUGUUCCUGGCAGGCUACGAGAUGACGCCCACCAUGAAGGACGUGAAUAAGAAGUUCUCCGUGCGCUAUUACCUCAACCUGGUCCUGAUCGACGACGAGGAGCGCCGCUACUUCAAACAGCAGGAGAUCUCUCUGUGGAGGAAGGGCGACAUCGUGAGGAAGAGUCUGUCUCAGCAGGCGGUCCUGGCUGCCCAGCGCUACGAGGGUUCCUCCAGAGCAGAGGAGGCCCUGGCUCCUGACCAUGACAGCUGAGCCACAACACACUCCAUCUCCUUGUGUGUGUGUGUGUGUGUGUGUGGUAAAUGUUACAUAUUUGGUGUUCAACUGAAUUAUUACUGGAGUGAAACAAACAGAUGGCCUUCCAGUAUUUGUGUCUUAAAAAAAAAGAAGAAAUUUAACUUUUCCGGGUUCUUGAUUUGUUCGUUUGUUGUUUUCAGGUUAAAUACUAAACUUCCAGCUAAAUUUCCAAAACACAACAACCUGCAUCCUGCAGCGACUUGUUGAAAUUUGCUGCAGCAGAUUAGGUCUCUGUCCUCAGCAGCUUCAUAGUUGGAAAACUAAAAUCCAGCGGAGCAGGGCUGUUCACCAGCAGGGCUGUUCACCAGCAGGGCUGUUCACCAGCAGGGCUGUUCACCCGCAGGGCUGUUCACCCGCAGGGCUGUUCACCAGCAGGGCUGUUGUCUGCUGGGUACCAAGGAGUCAGGUCAGUCCUGCUGUGAUGCUGUGAGGAUCUUAAUGCUUCAUUGAUUCUCAGUUCAUAGGAUUUUUAAGUAUUCUUAACUUGUGCCUUCACUCUAGGAGUCUGUGGAAUUAGGUUUUGAGAUCCUGGAAAGGAACUAAGAUUGUGGAACUUUCAGGUCUGCGUUGAGCCUUUAACAUUAUAAUUUGAAUGUCUUUUUUUAACAAAUUUCUUUAAAUAUUUAAGAUGACCUGGUAAAUAAACUUGAAUAUUUUAGCAUUAAAUAAUUUAUGUGAGCAUAUUUGUGUACAGUGUUACUUCCCAGAGGGUCAGAUUUACAUGUCAUGUUCUGGUUCUCCUGUGAUGCUUAGAAGACUGUCAGGAUCAGCCAGCCUUUACUUGGCAUGUUUUGCAUUGUGAACAUUUGUGUACCUCUUACAAGCACAAUCACCCUUUAUCAUUAGAAAUUUCAUUUUUUUAAUUUACACUUUGCCUGGCAGUUUCUUAAUAUGCGUUUUAAGGAAGUAUUUUAAUAGUGUUGACUCAUGUAGUAGUAGUUAGGCCUCAAAUAAAUCAAAAGUUCUAAUUAAGUAAAAUACUUUUGUCCAAUUCAUAUAUCUUCAUUUUCAGAGAAAUACUUUUAUAGAAAUAAAGAAUCUUAAAAAUCAAA